Messenger RNA from Tribolium madens (black flour beetle), 1085 nucleotides. RefSeq lists its product as uncharacterized. The transcript has 4 exons. The record is from RefSeq and is a predicted model, not a curated record. The coding region runs from base 50 to 973 and encodes 307 amino acids. NCBI's taxonomy places the organism in Eukaryota, Metazoa, Arthropoda, Insecta, Coleoptera, Tenebrionidae.
UUGUAUAUGAAAAGAGUGAAUUCUUAGGUUAUUUUAAAUAAAUCUUGUCAUGACUGACUAUGAUUUUGACCUUGAAGUUAAAGAAGAAAACGAAGAUGACUUGAACCAUUUAAAAACUGAACCCGAAUCGGAUGACGACGAAAAUUGUGAAUUUGAAAUUAAUCUUGAGAAACACUACAAAGCAAGUAACGAUGAGUGGGUGGACAAAAUCAAAAUGGCGAUUGGAAUCAAUAUGGAACCCAGUAGUCACUUGACUGAAAUUAAGAUGGAACCCGAGUGUGACUUGACUGAAAUCAAGAUGGAACCCGAUUGUCACUUGACUGAAAUGAAGUUGGAACCUGAUACUAAUUUGACACUAGAUGAUCAACAAAUUAGUAUAGAGGAGAAAAGACUGAAACCAGGCAAUUCAUCUGCGACAAAUUCAGUACCUGAACCAAAAAAAUGCAUGAAAACUGAGAAGAAGGUGGAACCCGAGUGUGACUUGACUGAAAUGAAGUUGGAACCUGAUACUAAUUUGACACUAGAUGAUCAACAAAUUAGUAUAGAGGAGAAAAGACUGAAACCAGGCAAUUCAUCUGCGACAAAUUCAGUACCUGAACCUAAAAAAUGCAUGAAAACUGAGAAGAAGCCUCAAAGUGUAUUAAAACCUUUCAACAGGAAACACAAUUUUAAGAAAAUGUCCCCAAAGCGCCGUCAUUUUGUUAAUCGACAACGGUUUAACCGGUUUAGGAAAGGGAAUAAUCAACCUAGGCCGUUCCCUUUUGCAGCACCAUUUUUGAAUAUUGAUCAUAAUGCGUUUCGGUUGUUACUGAUAAUCCUGUUAUCAAAGUUGUCGGUUCAAAAUGAUGAGCAGCUUUUGACGCAAAUUUGCAGUUUAGAUCUCAGAAGAUUCCAAACAUAUGUAACGAUUUUAGAAGCGCUUAAACUGUUAUUGGGACAAAAUGUUAAUAAUUAUGUGCCGAGGUUUCUUUGAAGUAGGUUUUUAUUAUUAGAAUAUUUAUUACACAUCUAAGUUUAUAAGUGUAUACGUACAAAUUUUUUAAUUAAACAAUUUACUGUAAUUUGUUUUGUUUUUUAUGAGAAAU